AUGUGCAACUACAUCUAUUCAUGGCAUGUCAAUCAUGAGUCUAUACAUGGUCAUCAUGAGAACGAACUCAAGCAUGGAAAGGCACACAAUACUAAUACUCUUCCCUCUUAUAGAAGGAGCUUAGCUGCCAACACCACUACCACUUGGUGGAAUCAUGGUGUCCCAAGUACAUCGAGACUGAACGUCGGUGUCCGCCCACUAUUUACUGGGGUGACGACAUUUGUGCUGCUUGCCGAGAACGCCAACAGCCAAGUCAACACCCUUGGGCCAAGCUCAUCCAACGUCCCGAGUCACGCAUGUCCUACUCUCCUCAGCUCCGCGCAUAAUGAGAACGACACGACGAACGACUCGGCAGGUCGAGAUGUGUUUUGUUGCUACUCUACUCACCUGUGGUCAUGGUCCGACAUGCAUACGUAUACGAAAACAAAAACCGACGCCUUGGAUGAGUUUGUGAGACAUAUUUAA
Molecule: messenger RNA, 465 nt
Organism: Fusarium graminearum PH-1
Lineage: Eukaryota; Fungi; Ascomycota; Sordariomycetes; Hypocreales; Nectriaceae
Exons: 5
Coding region: 1-465 (154 amino acids)
Source: RefSeq, a predicted model, not a curated record